GUGAUGACAGCUGUUUUGUCUGAUUAACAAGACAUGGGUUGAUAACAAUAAAAGCGGCUUUUUUUUAAUAACAAAAUGGUUCAGUUACUUUAUAUCGUAGCUAGCUUGCAUAUAUUAUUGUGCCCCUUUACUAAGGUGGAGGAAAGCUUCAAUAUCCAAGCUACUCACGACAUUUUGUAUCAUCGAUUUAACCUCUCACAGUACGAUCACAAUGAAUUCCCGGGAGUUGUGCCGCGUACUUUCAUCGGCCCUGUCAUUAUAUCUGCUUUAUCCGCUCCUGUUGUGUUUAUUUUACAUUUAUUUGGAAUUAACAAGUUCUGGAUGCAAUAUGUAGUGCGCCUAACUCUAGCAUUAACAGUAAUAGCAUCAUGGAGCCGUUUCAGGGAUACAUUACGGAAGCAAUUUGGUAAUUCUUUUGCCUGGUGGUUCACUUUAAUCAGUGUAUCACAGUACCAUUUUAUGUUUUACAUGAGCCGACCUUUACCUAACAUCAUGGUAUUACCCUUUGUGUUACUUGCAUUAGAGGGAUGGCUGUCAGGAAAACAUAAACAGUUUAUUAUUAGCGCUGGAGUUUCCAUUGUCAUAUUCCGUUCUGAACUAGCAAUGCUCUUCGGAUUAUUCCUUAUCAUAGAUUUGUUUUUUAAGAAAAUUGAUUUUAUGAAAUUUAUCAAAAUAGUUGUACCUACUGGUAUAGGAUUGGUGGCAUUGACAGUUGUAGUUGAUUCAUUGUUUUGGGGUCGCUUGCUCUGGCCCGAGGCAGAAGUCUUUUGGUAUAAUACCAUACUGAAUAAAAGUUCUGAUUGGGGUACUUCACCAUUCCUAUGGUACUUCUACUCGGCAUUACCUCGUGGUCUAGGACCAAGUCUGGUCCUGUGCCCAGUGGGUGUGUACUUGGACCGGCGGCUGGUCCAGCUCGUCGCGCCCGCUGUGGUUUAUGUUCUAUUAUUCUCCUUUCUACCACACAAGGAGCUUAGAUUUAUUAUCUACGUGUUCCCAUUGCUCAAUACGGCGUCAGCUGUGGUGUGCUCAUAUGUGUUUAUUAGACGAACCAAGGCGCCAAUUUACGAAUUAUUAUUUUGGGGUAUUUGUUUGAUAAUAGUCGCUAAUGUGAUAUUAUCUAUAGCAUUAGUUUUAGUUGCGAUUUCCAAUUACCCUGGAGGUUUGGCAAUCACCAGAUUCCAUAAACUUCUCAAAAACGAACCAUACGUCCAUGUACAUAUCAGUAAUCUGGCGGCUCAGACUGGGGUCACUAGAUUCACGCAAAUCCACGACCACUGGAACUACAGCAAAAACGAGUCCUUGUCCUCUGAACAAUUGCAACAAUAUACACAUCUUCUUGUCGAAGCUAAGAGCAAAUAUUCUCCAACUAUCAAAUCUUUUACACAAACUCAUGUAGUAUUAGAUAGUGUCGACACUUUCUCUCACGUGGCUGUCAAUUAUAAACUAAUACCACCUGUAAGAAUUAAAACGCGACCAGCGAUUUUUAUUUUAGAAAGAAUAAAUUUUAGAGAACACCAAAGAGAUUUCACUAAUGAAAACAUCAUAAGCGUCGAAAAUCUUGAAUCACAGGAAGAAGCAAUUAGUGAAGAACUAAACUCGGAUAUCAAUAAUGAUACCGAUAAAACCAUAAAAGAAAACUAUGAGACUGAAAAUAUUAAUGAACUUAUCAGUGAAGAAAACAUAAAUAAUAGUAAGAAAGUUACUGAAGUACCUACAGAAAUAUACGAUGAGGUUAAAAUCGAUAACAAAUCCGAAAGCAUUGAAGAAGUGAAUGAAAAACCUGAAAAUAUUCAAAAAGAUUUUAAAUCUUACCGACAAGAGAGAAAGAAGAAAGCAAUAGCAAAAAUUAAAUUGGAAACUCGCAAAGAAGUUGUGGCAUCAGCUAAAGAAAAAUUAAGAGAAAUAAUGAAAAGACAUAAAAAUGUCGCAGUAGAACUUUCAGAGAAUAAUAUACAAGAUGAUGAGAAAGAAAGUAAAGAAGUAGACGGGAGAGGUGAUAUUCCGGAUAUAGAAAUAGUUCCCGAUGUGGAGACUGCAAUUAUUGAAGAAAAGAUUUUAUCUGAGCCAGAGCAAGUGACUGAAUCAGAACAAGUGAAUGAUUUAGAUCCUAUCGAAAGUUUAGUUAAAGCAACAGAUACUAACCAUACUAAUGAAAACGUAGAUGCUAUAGUCGAAGAGGUUAUUAACAGACUUAUUGAAAGAAAAGUUUACGACGAUAAGACGAAACCGGAAGAUAUAAAAUUAGAAGAUAGACAAAUGAUCCAAAAGAUUGUUGAAGAAGUUCUUGCGGAAAAGAUUAAUUAUAAAUCAAGUUCAGAAAAAUAAUAAUUAAUGUUUAUA
Papilio machaon (common yellow swallowtail) is the source of this 2340-nucleotide messenger RNA. It is a transcript of the gene Alg12, whose product is annotated as dol-P-Man:Man(7)GlcNAc(2)-PP-Dol alpha-1,6-mannosyltransferase. Gene Ontology annotation, biological process: protein N-linked glycosylation. The record is from RefSeq and is a predicted model, not a curated record. Gene Ontology annotation, cellular component: endoplasmic reticulum membrane. The transcript has 8 exons. Gene Ontology annotation, molecular function: alpha-1,6-mannosyltransferase activity. The coding region runs from base 76 to 2325 and encodes 749 amino acids. Lineage: Eukaryota; Metazoa; Arthropoda; Insecta; Lepidoptera; Papilionidae.